CCAACUAAAAAAAAUACAUUUCCAAAAACUGCAGAUUUUAACAUCUUGCCACACAUCCGAUUAUUUUAUGGAAAUACAUUUUCACAAGAUGAAUCUUGACGACAGACACACACUUGCUACAAGGCCUGCUACAAAUGAUCACAAUUCAAUUUCUGAGUUCUCCAUGCCAGCCUUCAGACCUCCUCCCCCUCGCAGGGACUCCUUCUACUGGCAGGCUGGCCAGUCUCUGGAGGUCGGAGGGCGAAGCCUUCGCAAAACAGAGCAGAGAGAGAGACGGCUAACAGCUGCUUCUAGAGAUUCCUCUUCAUGGCCUGACCCCAGACCCGGGGCUCCCCACACCGUGUCGGUCAGAUCCGGCAGGCUAUGGAGGCAGAGGAAGAAGAAGAGGACCCAUAGCUUCAGCACAACCCCCAAAUACCGCCGGACGACCGCCGUGACCUCUGCAAGGUUCUCCUCCGACAUCUGGACUAGCGAGGGUCGGAUCCCGAAGGGGUCAAGACCCGGUUACGUGCUCCCGGUGCCUGAGGAGGAAUUCCUGGAGGACAUGCUUUCAGAAAACCCCAGGUUCCCCAGUAAGUCCCAGCGCCAGCGUCCGGAAUACUGGGAGGAGGCGGCGGCCGCCCUGCCGGUAUACCGGGGACCGUGGCAACAAGAAACGACGGAGACGGCGACGCCGGCGGUGUCGGUGUUGGUACCCACGUCGGGAUCGGGUUCGUCGCCUUCGGAAUUUGACUUCUACCACUGACACCAACGAUGCUGUUGCUGCUUUUAUAUGAAAUCUCUUUAAUAUUCAGUAAAUUCAUCUCCUGUACAAUG
Messenger RNA from Coregonus clupeaformis (lake whitefish), 816 nucleotides. RefSeq lists its product as uncharacterized. NCBI's taxonomy places the organism in Eukaryota, Metazoa, Chordata, Actinopteri, Salmoniformes, Salmonidae. The transcript is spliced from 3 exons. The record is from RefSeq and is a predicted model, not a curated record. Bases 68 to 745 code for a protein of 225 amino acids.